UUUGGAGUCACUAAACUGAGUAAAUAAGGGCCCUCAACAAUGACAUUCACUCAGCCAUCAAUCCUAUAAGCAUAGUCCAUGAACCUUCUUCCGACCUCGUAGGAAGCUCACUAGGAAAUUAAGAUACACAACGAGCUAGCUAGGAGCUUAUGCUCUUAACAUAUUAAAUGUCCGCCAUGAGAAUUCAGUCGAUCACCAUCCAUGGCUGCAAAUAAUCCCAGUGCAAACAUGCUUGAUGGGAGUUUUAGAUCAUUGGACUCACCUGACAGUGAUGAUUUCUCAAACCACCUAAUUAACUUUGAGCUUUCUGAUAUUCUCGAAAUAGAUAAUUGGCCCAUUCAACAAGAUCCGACACUCAUACCCCAGUACUCAAAUUAUGCAGCAAACCAAGUGGUUAACACCAGCAGUUACCAGGAAGAACCUAGCAACAACAUUGGAAGCAGCAGCAGCAAGAGGAAAGAAGUAAAGGACAAGGUUGCUUUCAGAACGCUAUCACAGAUUGAAAUACUAGACGAUGGCUAUAAGUGGAGAAAGUAUGGAAAGAAGAUGGUGAAAAAUAGUCCCAACCCGAGGAAUUACUAUAGGUGCUCCGUAGAAGGUUGUCCAGUGAAGAAGAGAGUUGAACGAGACAAAGAGGACUCUCGGUAUGUGAUAACCACCUACGAGGGUGUCCACAACCAUCAAGGUCUAUCCCCAUUCUGAUUCCUGUAACAGAGCUCGAGUUUGAAAGUUACUAUGACUCUUGCACGGUAGCUAGCUAAAUCAGGGUUCUACUGCCAGUAAAUUGAAUCCUGACAGCUUGGCGAGUUCAUAACCAAACAUUGUGGGGUGGUCAGACGGAGGCAUCGAUCUGUAACUUAAAAGUAAUCGUUAGAACAUUUCGUGCCCUUCAGUUGGCAUGUAGUCUUAUCCUGCUUCCUACAUGAUUUAUAUAUCCUACAGCACUAUCAACUAA
Molecule: messenger RNA, 955 nt
Organism: Capsicum annuum
Lineage: Eukaryota; Viridiplantae; Streptophyta; Magnoliopsida; Solanales; Solanaceae
Product: probable WRKY transcription factor 50
Exons: 3
Coding region: 202-702 (166 amino acids)
Biological process (GO): regulation of DNA-templated transcription
Molecular function (GO): DNA-binding transcription factor activity; sequence-specific DNA binding
Source: RefSeq, a predicted model, not a curated record